Molecule: messenger RNA, 2326 nt
Organism: Closterium sp. Naga37s-1
Lineage: Eukaryota; Viridiplantae; Streptophyta; Zygnematophyceae; Desmidiales; Closteriaceae
Source: the annotation of a GenBank genome assembly
AUGCUGAGGGUCGAGCCAUUGACUUUGAGGUCUGGGUCGACGACCUGCAGCUGUUCUUACAGUGCGAUAGGGCGGACGGUCUUUCCCUCUUUGACCUCACCUCUGGCGCCUCUCCUGCCCCCUGCUACUGAUGCUGACCCCACUGUUCGCUCUCAGUGGGCCACCCGCGAUGCUGCUGCACGUCUUGCUGUGCGUCGCCACCUGCCUACCACUGAGCGCGCGCACUUUAUGGACCACUACCUCUCGGUCUGUCCCACCACUCUCACUGUCGACCUCCUCGAGAAGUCCCUCCUGGCGGCGGAGAAGAGCAUCGUCGCUGUAGGAGCCUCUCGUGGUGACCCUCGCACCCCCAUCUUUGAGGGGUGUUCUCCUUCCCCCCUGCUGCCCUCUGUUGCCUCUGCUGCUGCUGCCGACCUGCUUGGUCUUGAGUCGGUCUGCGCGGCGUCUGCCCCUAGCGGGAGACGCCGCCCUGGCAGGGGCAAGGGGGGCAAGGGCGCGGGUGGAACUGGCGGGGGCGGUGGAGGAGGCGGUGGAGGCGGAGGAGGGAGUGGGGGUGGCGGUGGGAGUGGUGGCUGGGGCGGUGGUGGCGGUGGCAGCAGCGGAGGAGGAGGCGGUGGUGGCGGCAGCGGUGGGAGCGGAGGCAGCGGUGGUGGUGGAGGUGGAGGCAGCGGUGGCGGAGGGGGUGGAGCUGGUCGGGGUGGUGCCCCGCAGCGUAGCGGCCCUGGUGGUGGCCAGCGUCAGCAGCAGCAGCAGCAGCGUUCGCGGGACAUCCCCCCGCCCCAGCAGCUCCGUGAGUGUGAGGAGGGUGACUGUUACCAGUGUUUCCCGCCCGACCCGGGCAUUGGUACUGCUGCGCCAGGUACUUCUGCGGCUGCUGCUCUAGGUGCCAGUGCGUCUGCACUCUCAGGUACUGGUGAGGCUGCGCUCUCAGGUACUGCGUCGGCUUCGGCCUCCCUCACCUUCACACUUGGCUCAGGGGCUUCUCGCUCCUUCUUUCGAGACCGCACCACACUCACGCCGCUUGGCCGGCCGGUUGCAGUCUCCCUGGCUGACCCCUCUGGGGGUCCUGUCCUCUCUCACUUCUCCACUGUCCUCCCGUGUCCGGCUGCCCCCUCGGGCACCUUGUCUGGUCUGUACCUCCCCUCGUUCUCGACGAACUUGGUGAGUGGUGCUGACCUGCAGGAUGCGGGGGUUCACCAGUUUACUCCUGCGAGUCAGCGGGUGACCCACUGCUCGGAUGCCCGCACAGGCCGACACCUGGCCACGUUCUCGCGUCGGCCAGGGUCGAGUCUCUACACACUUACCACUGCGUCUCCUCCUGUCCCUGCGUCUGGCCAGGUAGCUGCGUCGGGUCAGGUGUUUGCUGCUGCGUCCAGGUCUGGUCCUGAGUCUGCCCCCCUGCUCGUGUCGCCGCCUGUCUCACGAGACUCUCCUGUGGCACCACCGUCUUGGCCACCCCUCCUUGCUUCGUCUUCGGGGCAUGGCUUCCCGUGUCCUUGUCUCUGGUCUUCCCCGGUCUCUCCCUCCCCUUCCUUCGGGACCCGGACCUUCUUGUUGGCUCCUCUGCAGACGCUUCACAUGGACGUGUGGGGCCCCGCCCGCGUCCGUGGGCAGGGUCACGAGCGCUACUUCCUGCUGGUGGUUGACGACUACUCGCGUUACACCACAGUCUUCCCCUUGCGCAGCAAGGGUGAUGUCACUGAGGUGUUGAUCGACUGGAUCCGCGCAGCUCGUCUCCAGCUCAGGAGGAGCUUCGGCUCGGACUUUCCUGUUCUGCGUCUGCACUCUGACCGAGGUGGAGAGUUCUCCUCUGGCCUUCUGCGAGCCUACUGUCGUGCACGAGGCAUCCGCCAGACCUUUACGCUUCCGGACUCUCCACAGCAAAAUGGGAUUGCUGAGCGCCGCAUUGGCAUGGUCAUGGACGUCGCUCGUACGUCCAUGAUGCAUGCGGCUGCCCCCCAUUUUCUGUGGCCGUUUGCGGUUCGGUACGCGGCGCAUCAGAUCAACCUUCACCCCAGGGUCUCCCGGCCGGAGACCUCCCCAGCUCUGCUGUGGACGGGGAAGGUCGGCGAUGCGUCUGCGUUCCGUGUCUGGGGAUCUCGGGCGUUUGUCCGCGACUUGUCUGCGGACAAGCUGUCCCCUCGUGCUGCUCCCUGUGUCUUCCUCGGCUUCCCCCCUGACGCUCCAGGGUGGCAGUUCUACCACCCCUCCUCUCGUCGUGUUCUGUCCUCCCAGGACGUCACGUUCGACGAGUCAGUCCCCUUCUACCGCCUCUUCCCCUACCGCACUCCUUCCCUCCCCCCGCCACCGCACUUCCUUGUGCCAG